AUGUUGGGAUCCUUCAUGAGGGAGGUGGAGCAGCUGUCCAAGGUGAGGCACCCCAACCUGGUGUGCCUCUUCGGCUACUGUGAUGAGGAGGGAGAUCAGUACCUGGUGUAUGAGUACUGUGCCAAUGGAAACCUUGCCCAGAACCUAUUGAGAAGUGACUCUGCGCUACCAUGGGAAACAAGAGUGAAGAUCCUGAGGGAUUGUGCAUCUGUCCUGAGGUUUCUUCACACACACCCUGAUGAAUGCAUUGUCCAUAGAGACAUCAAGCUCACAAACAUCUUGCUGACAGAGAACAAGGUGCCAAAGCUGGCUGAUUUCGGGCUGGCAAAAAUGCUAGAAAUGGAGGAGACCAAGGUGUUCACAGAUGUGAGGGGAACCAUUGGGUACAUGGAUCCCGAGUACAUCACACACUCCAAGCUCACUUGCGCCAGUGACAUAUACAGUUUUGGUGUUGUCUCUCUGCAGCUUCUGUCAGGAAGGAAGGUCAUAGAACUCAACAUUGUUGCGCGUGAUUCACUAACAAAGAAGGCCAAGGAUGUCGUGAGUGGGAAAAAGCCACUGGAGGAAUUCAUAGAUCCACGUGUUAGGGAUGAUGUUAUCAUAGAAGAUUUCGUGUUAAUACUGAAAAUCGCAGUUCUUUGUGUUGCGAGUUCAAGUGUAGGGCGCCCCACCAUAAAGGAUGUGUUCGAGGAGAUGGACAAAGCCUUGAGAAAUACAACCAUAAAGACUAAAGCAAGGAAGGAGAUGAAUGCAGCAAAUUUGGUCAUUCAAUAUGCGAAAGUGCUGGAUGUAUAG
Molecule: messenger RNA, 795 nt
Organism: Miscanthus lutarioriparius
Lineage: Eukaryota; Viridiplantae; Streptophyta; Magnoliopsida; Poales; Poaceae
Source: the annotation of a GenBank genome assembly